AUUACACACGCCUAAGUAUGAGUAUUAGGACUCAACCAGAAACAGCGAGAAGCGCGCUUUCAACUUCCGCUCGGGUCUUUCUCAUCGCCAUCGCCUCCCAAGUGGCAUCUGUUCAGAGUCCGUCGUUGCUAAUCGGUACCUACUACGAUGUCGGGAGGCAGCAGCGUUUUGGCAUUGAAGGAAGACGACGUCAGGCGUAUGCUGACUGCAAAAACCCACCUGGGAACUAACAACUUGGACUUCCAGAUGAAGGAGUACUGCUUCAAGCGCCGGCCCGAUGGCAUUCAUCUGAUCAACCUGAAGAAGACGUGGGAGAAGCUGCUGCUGGCCGCCCGCGCCAUAGUGGCCAUCGAGAACCCGGCCGAGGUGUGCGCCAUCUCGUCGCGCCCGUACGGACAGCGGGCCGUGCUCAAGUUCGCCUCCUUCACCGGUGCUACACCCAUUGCCGGCCGCUUCACGCCCGGAACAUUCACUAACCAGAUCCAGGCUGCGUUCCGCGAGCCGCGACUGCUGGUCGUGUGCGACCCGCGGGCGGACCACCAGCCCGUCACUGAGGCAUCGUACGUCAACCUGCCCGUCAUUGCGUUCUGCAACACGGACGCGACCCUCCGCUACGUGGACAUCGCCAUCCCCUGCAACAACAAGAGCCAGCACUCGAUCGGGCUGCUGUGGUGGAUGCUGACGCGAGAGGUGCUCCGCAUGCGCGGAUCCAUCCUCCGCGACAUCCCCUGGGAGAUCAUGGUUGACCUGUUCUUCUACCGCGAUCCUGAGGAGACCGAGAAGGAGGAGCAGGCUCAGGCAGUCGUUCCCGAACGGGCCGUCAAAGAGACCGCUGAGUACUCCACCGAACAGUGGGGCGGUGGCGACGUGACUGCGGCCCCUGCUGAGGUCACCGACUGGUCCGCGACCGCCGAAGUGACAAGCUUUGCUGCCGCUGCACCUGCACCCACUGCCGUAGGCGUGGCACCAGUUGCCACAGACGACUGGUCCACUGCUGCCCCGGCCGUCGAGGACUGGUCUGCUACGCCGGCCGCACCGACCACCACCACCACCGAAUGGGGUGCCGGUGCCGACUCCAACUGGGCCUGAGUCUCCUCUGUCCAUCACGAAGACAUUAAAGCUUCCCAUGUGGCUGUACAGUU
Rhipicephalus microplus (southern cattle tick) is the source of this 1142-nucleotide messenger RNA. RefSeq names its product small ribosomal subunit protein uS2. Gene Ontology annotation, cellular component: ribosome; small ribosomal subunit. The record is from RefSeq and is a predicted model, not a curated record. Gene Ontology annotation, molecular function: structural constituent of ribosome. Lineage: Eukaryota; Metazoa; Arthropoda; Arachnida; Ixodida; Ixodidae. Gene Ontology annotation, biological process: translation.